CUUCCCAAUCCCAUUGCUACAGUCCUGCAGUCGCCUCUCGGUCCUCACGGGUGAGACUUUCAACCUUGCUGCCCAGCGACAAAUUCCAACAUCAGGAUACCACCUCGAUCCCACUCAUCAUGGCUUCCACCGAAUAUGGCAUCACCCGCGACCAGGGCUACAACAUGCCCUCCGACUCCGACAGCAACAAGAAAUCCUCCGACCCGGAAAAAGAGCUCGCGGAGAAAGUCUCCUCCAAUGACCUCACCCAACAAACCACCCUCCACGAAGGCGAAUCCAAAUUCAAGAAACUCGGCUGGAAGCGUCUGACAAUCUGCCUCAUCGUCGAAGCCAUCGCUCUAGGCUCCCUCUCCGUGCCCUCCGCCUUCGCCACCGUCGGAAUGGUCCCGGGUGUAAUCCUCUGCAUCGGCCUCGGUCUCGUGGCCAUCUACACCUCGUACGUCGUCGGCCAGGUCAAACUCCGUCAUCCACACGUCGCCGACUACGCGGAUGCAGUCCAGCUCAUCUGGGGUAAAUUUGGCUACCAUCUCACCUCCGCCAUGUUCGUGCUGUUCCUCGUUCUCCUCGUCGGCUCGCACGUCCUCACCGGUACAAUCGCCUGGAUCCGCAUCGUCGACGAUCCGUCCACCUGCGCUCUCGUCUGGGGUGUCCUCUCAGCCAUUAUCCUCUUCGCCGUCGCUCUACCGCCAACAUUCCACGAGUUCGCGAUCCUCGGAUACAUCGACUUCGUCUCCAUCAUCCUCGCCAUCAUGAUCACCAUCAUCGCGACGGGCAUCGAAGCACACAACGGUCCAGGAGGUCUCUCCGGCGUCGACUGGUCCGCCUGGCCGAAAGAGGGAACGACCUUUGCAUCCGCCUUCCUCUCCGUGACGAACAUCAUCUUCGCCUACUCCUUCGCCGUCUGCCAAUUCUCCUUCAUGUCCGAAAUGCACCGUCCGCAAGACUACGUCAAAUCCAUCUGGGCGCUGGGCAUCAUCGAGAUCUUCAUCUACACCGUCACUGGCGCACUGAUCUACGCCUUCGUCGGAUCCGCCGUCGCAUCUCCCGCGCUGCUCUCCGCUUCCCACAUCGUCACCCGCGUGGCUUUCGGCGUCGCUCUUCCCGUCAUCUUCAUCUCCGGCUCCAUCAACGGCACCGUGGUGGGCAAGUAUAUCAUGAACCGCGCGUUCCCCAACUCCCCGCUCCGCUUCAUCAACUCGGUCAAAGGCUGGGCGGUAUGGAUGUCGCUCAUCGCGUUCCUCACACUCAUCGCAUUCGUCAUCGCCGAGGCCAUCCCAUUCUUCAACGCCCUCCUCGGCCUCAUCUCCGCGCUGUUCAUCUCCGGAUUCACAUUCUACUUCCCGGCUCUCUUCUGGUUCCAGCUCAUCAAAGAAGGGAAAUGGAACGCCUCUCGGAAAAACAUUAUCCUGUCGAUCACCAACGCCGCAGUACUGAUUAUUGGCGCUUUGGUCCUCGUUUGCGGAACGUACGCGAGUGUGGAGGAUAUUCUGACGCAGUUUAAUAAGGGCGAGGAUGAGGAGGAGGAGGAGGAGGAAAAGAUGCUCAAAGGACCGGAAAGCCACGAAGAUGGCAAUGAGCAAGGAAAGAAAACGAGAGGAUAG
Molecule: messenger RNA, 1601 nt
Organism: Zymoseptoria tritici IPO323
Lineage: Eukaryota; Fungi; Ascomycota; Dothideomycetes; Mycosphaerellales; Mycosphaerellaceae
Exons: 2
Coding region: 120-1601 (493 amino acids)
Biological process (GO): amino acid transmembrane transport
Cellular component (GO): vacuolar membrane
Molecular function (GO): amino acid transmembrane transporter activity
Source: RefSeq, a predicted model, not a curated record